Xiphophorus couchianus (Monterrey platyfish) is the source of this 2110-nucleotide messenger RNA. Its product is annotated as zinc-binding protein A33-like. Lineage: Eukaryota; Metazoa; Chordata; Actinopteri; Cyprinodontiformes; Poeciliidae. The record is from RefSeq and is a predicted model, not a curated record. The coding region runs from base 219 to 1772 and encodes 517 amino acids. The transcript has a single exon. Gene Ontology annotation, molecular function: zinc ion binding; protein binding.
UAAAAUAGCACAGGCUUAGUUUAAAAUUACAACCUUUUUUGGUGAUUUUAGGUUUUAAAAAUGAAAUAUUUUUGGUCUGUGAUGUGAAAAACGUUUGGACUUCCCUGGAAGAGACGGUGGCUGGACGGACAUUUCCAUCUCAAACAGGGAGAGCGUUCAGCUUCUUCAUAUAAGGUCAGAGGAGUUUUAUCUGUGUGGAUGUUGAGUUUGCAUUUCAAAUGUGUUAUCUGGUGUCACCGCCUUUUCUUCAGGUGUGUACACUCCUCAUCAUACGAAGCUUUGACCGUACGGCUGACACAGGACAGAGCACUGGGAGCACUGGGAUCUUUCAGAGAAGAUCAGCAUCAUUGUUCUGUCUGCUGAAAGUGAAGAUGCUGCUGCAGUCAGAGAAGGAUCUGACCUGCACUCUGUGCUGCGACAUCUUCAGCGAUCCGGUGAAGCUGGAGUGCAGCCACAGCUUCUGCAGCGGCUGCCUGCAGACGGACUGGGCCCAGAAGAGAACCAGGCUGUGUCCGCUCUGCAGGGAGACGUCGCUGCUGAGGGAUCCGCCAGCCGACCUGGUGAUGAAGAACCUUUGUUUCGCCUUCUUUCUGGGCAGAGGUCAGAGAGGUCCGGCCGGGUCGGAGGCCCUCUGCAGUCUGCACUCUGAGCAGCUCAAGCUGUUCUGUCUGGACCACGAGAAACCGGUUUGUCUCGUCUGCAGAGACUCGAAGGCACACAGCGGCCACAGCUUCAGACCGGUCCAGGAAGCCAUUCAGGACCGCCGAGACGAGCUGCAGAACCAGCUGGAGCCCCUGAAGGAAAAACUGACCCGGUUCAGAGAGGUUCAGGGAAAAUGUGAUGAAACUGCAGAACACAUAAAGAUCCAGGCUGACAGAAUAGAGAAGCAGAUUAAAGAGCAGAUUAAGGAGCUUCACCAGUUCCUGCAGGAGGAAGAGGAGGAGAGGGUCAGAGCUGUGAGGGAGGAAGAGGAGCAGAAGAGGCAGGCGAUGAAGGAGAACAUGGAGGCUCUGAGGAAGAACAUGGAGGAUCUUUCACAAACCGUCACAACAGCAGAAGAAGAGUUCAGAUGUUCUGAGGAUGUGCUGCUGCUGCUGCAGAACUACAAGGCUGCAAAGGGAAGAGUUCAACAGUGCCCCCUGCUGGACGAGCCGCAGCCUCUCCCAGGAGCACUGGUGGAUGAGGCCAAACAUCUGGGCAACCUGAGCUACAAGAUCUGGACCAAGAUGAAGCGCAUGGUCUCCUUCUCUCCGGUGGUUCUGGACCCAAACACGGCCGAACCGCACCUGAGCGUGUCUGCGGAUCUGACGGCGGUGACUUUUGGGCCGAGACGGGAGCUUCCUGGCAACCCAGAGAGGUUUGAGCAGCGCCACUGCGUCAUCGGCCACCAGGGCUUCAACUCUGGGACGCACAGCUGGGAUGUGGAGGUCAGAACCGAGGAGUUCUGGGGUGUGGGCGUGCUGUCAGAGUCCGUCUCCAGAAAGGGACAGAUUCAGGCCGGGUUCUGGGGGAUCUGUCUCAGCGAUGGGAGCUACGCGGCGACCUCCUGCGCGGUUCCCAGCACAGCUCUGCCAGUGACGAAGCUCCACAGGAUCCGGGUCCAGCUGGACUGGGAGGAAGGGAAAGUUUCGUUUUUUGACCUCGAUGCCAACAAUCAUCUUCACACCUUCAAACACACUUUCACUGAGAAGCUGUUCGCCUACAUUUGCACCAAGAAUGCGUCUCCACUGAAGAUACUGCCUGCAGCAAGAUACCCUGAUGAACCACUUUAAGCUGCUACAAUCAGGCAGAGAACGCAGGAUGCAUGUUUUAUAAAACACAUAGGAUCAGUUUUAUUAUGUACAUUUAUUAUAUUCAACAGUAAAAGAUGCUGAAAUGCAAAUAAAUCCUUAAUAAAUACACGUUUGAAAGUCUAGAUAGAUUUUGGGAUCGUGCUUUUAGAAGGUGAAGGUAUUCUAUAUUUUCUCUGUGUGACAUUAAACACAUUUUUAACUAAAUAAAGCUAAACUUCUGUCAGCAGUCUCAUCUCUUUAUUUUUUUCUUCUCUGGUUUCAUGUUUUAUAAAUGUCAUUGUAGAGCCCAUUAGAAUGUGACUUGAUGAUAUUGCUGU